Molecule: messenger RNA, 2280 nt
Organism: Sugiyamaella lignohabitans
Lineage: Eukaryota; Fungi; Ascomycota; Dipodascomycetes; Dipodascales; Trichomonascaceae
Exons: 1
Coding region: 1-2280 (759 amino acids)
Biological process (GO): regulation of transcription by RNA polymerase II
Cellular component (GO): nucleus
Source: RefSeq, a predicted model, not a curated record
AUGGGUCGCAAGAAGACCAAUUCCAAGUUCGCUGAAGAGAACGAUCAUGAAAACGAAAAUGAUAAUAACAACGUCGAUGAUGCGCUAGUCGCAAAAGACUCUGUUGAUGCUGUGUAUGAAGAUAACGAGAAUGACAAUGGAGCCAGUGGACCAGAAAAAUCUGGCUCGCAUGAUGUCGCGGUCGGGGUCUCAGCAGAUGGCGACGACGAUGUUGCUCGGGCCACUGCUGAUGUUGCUGCUGGCGCUAUUGUCGAGACUGCUGCAGCUGCAACUGUAGAUGGAGCAGCUUCUGAAGAAAUCCCGUCGGCUGCUUCCGAAACUACGGGUACUAAAGAAAGUGCUGAUUCGGUAGAAAAGGCUGCUGGAUCUGAACAGGCGGAUAGUAUUGGUUCUGAUGGGGCAGUAGCUGCUGGUGCUACAUCGGUUGCUGCUGUCUCUGAAGCUAAUGGUUCCGAUUUGUCAGGACCAUCUGCUGAACCAAAUACUGAUGUCACGGAUGUUAAAAAAGAAGCAGAUGAUAUCUCGGCAGUGACUGAUCCAGCUAUUACUGGUGCUGGUGCAGAUGCUACAAGUGCUGGUGAAACUGGUCCGGCUACUGAUGCCACUGUUGCUGCCGAGGCUCCUGCUACAACUGCUACUGGUGAAGAGCUGGUUGGAGAAGAGGCUACUGCUCAACAGGUAGCAGCAGCCGCGGCAGCCGCUGCUGCUGCUAGACACCAGUUCCCAUAUUUCGGAUAUCCUCCAUUUCCAUAUCCUCCCGAGUUUCAGGCCGUGAUUGAAGCUGCUGCCUCUGCUGCUGCCUCUGCUUCAAAUGGAGCUGGCGCGGGAAAAGACGGUGAAACCAAAGAUGGAACUUCCACCACAAAUUCUACUGCCGCUGCUGCUACUACUGGAACUGCAGUAGAGGCUGGAAAAGAAGGGUCAGAUGCAUCUGCUACUCAACCUGCUGCUCCUAAUCAAUUCCCUUAUCCACCUCCAUAUGGAUUUGGAUAUCCGUAUUUCUAUGGCAUUCCUGGUCAACCAGGUGCUGGCACUGGUACUACAGCGCCAGGUGCCGGUGGAGUUGCUGCUACAGCCGGUGCUAGUCCUGCUGCUGUAGCUGCUGCCGCUGCAGCAGCAGCGGCAGCCGCGGCCGCUGGAAGUCCUGGUGCUCCACCAAUGUAUCCCAUGUUUCCAAUGCCAACUGGUCCUGGGGCCAAGAAUUUUUUCCCCUAUGCUAGACCUCCAACCGCUGGUAGUCCCGGAACUGGUGCUGAUGCCACGGCCGGCUUCCCUAUAUAUCCAUUUUUCGAUCCCACUCAACAUCCUGAACUGGCUGAAGCGUUUAGCAAUGUAGCUGCUGCUGCUGCUAAUGGUUUACCUCUUCCUGGUGGUAUCGUCACUCAACCAUCUCCAACAGGUACUACCAAAGGAAAAGGAACGAAACGAAAGCGCUGGACUCCUGCUAAUGAAGAAAAUGAAGAAGAUGAAGGAAUCCGACCGGCUCCUGGCGUCACCACUGAAGGAAGAAGGUAUCCAUGUACUUUUGAAGGAUGUCACUGGUCGUUUUCAAGACUAUCUGACCAACGUCGUCACAUGAGAUCGCACCAAAAACCCACUUUCCACUGUCCAUACUGGCAAGCAGACCCUACAUGUCAUAGAAAUGGUGGUGCUUUCAACCGUCUGGACGUGCUGAAACGUCAUUUACGACUGGUGCACUUUGUUCAAUUCAAACAGUCGGAGAGUGGCUGGUGUCGAUUAUGCCAGAAAAUGUUCCCAUCGCCAAAACAUUUCGUUGAACACUGUGAACGAUGUGCCCAAACUGCACGACCAACCGAAUGGAAGGUCGAUGCUGGACGGGUGGUGUUACAGAAUGGACCAAAGGGUCGUUCUGUGACUAUAACUGAUGCUAUUUUGACCGAUAAAGAACCUACUUUACUGUCAAUGGCCGAUGUCGAUACUGAGCUAAAGGAGAAACAAGAACAGAGCGAUCGUGAAAUGGCUGCCGUUGUAGCUGCUGCCAAUGCUGCUGCUGACCAGGCUGCUGCUGCCGCGGAUUCUCAGAUCGCUACAACUGGAGUUGCUGAUGUAGCUGACGUGCAUCAUGAAGACCCUGAAGGUGCGGUGGUCACCGAACCUCAGCCUGAAGACGAUGUCACCGCGCUUGCGGCUGCUGCCUCGGCUUCUCUCCCCCCUCAUGUUGCACAUGUUGGACGACGGGGCCGUGGUGUGGGAACAAACCGCCAGACUUUGUCUCAAGCAAUAAAUGCUGGCAGUCAUGCCAGUGCUGAGGGCAAAUAA